UCCACCCCAUCCCCCACGACAAGAGAUAACUCGACGACCAUGGAAGGCUGGAACAAACUCCAAACAUCUUUUGCGGGGCUCAAUAUUGGGCAAUCCGCUAACAAGUUCGCCAAGGGCUUCAACUCAUCCGUUCAGGCUACUAGGGAGCGCCUCGGCCAAAUAUCUGCUGAAGAGAUUACUGAACUUCCUCAGGAAUACAAGGAUCUUGAGGCUCGCGUCGAUGCCUUGCGCAACACCCAUCUCACUAUCCUCAAGAUCACCAAGGUCUACGAAGCAGAGACGUACGACUACCCCACACAGAUUCAGGAGUCUAUCGCGGAACUCGGUACCACAAUCGGCCACAAUCUCACUUCCUUCGCUGCUACCAACCUCAAGGGCACAAACCUUCCUACACCCACUCCAACGGCGCCUCUGGCCGCUCAGCACAAGACUCUUCCUCAUGCAUUGGGUCGUGCCGCUACCACCGCCGCUCACACUCUCGGCGCCGAAGACAAACUCGGCAGGGCGCUCGCUGAGUACGCCCAGGCUUGGGAGAAGAUUGCUUCCGCGAGGGAGACUCACGACGCGACAAUUCAGAACAACUUCUUGGCGCCGUGGCAGACGACUCUGGCCACCAGCAUUACUGUCGCCAUGAAAGCUAGGCAGGCCGUUCGGGUUAGCCGCUUGGAACUGGAUGCGGCUAAGCAGACCUUGAAGAAUGCCACACCCACCAAACAGGAGCAUGCUCGUCUUGAAGUCGAGAAUGCGGAGGAUGAUCUCGUGCAAAAGACCGAGGUCGCCAUCACUCUCAUGAAGGCCGUGCUCGAUAACCCCGAGCCCAUCAAGAACCUGAACGAGCUCGUCAAAGCCCAGUUGAUGUACUUCGCCGCCGCGGCCGAGGCUCUCUCAGGCGUGCAAGGGGAGAUUGAGGAAUUGAGCGUUGCUGCCGAAGGAGAAUACAGGAAGUCUCGCGACCACUGAGGCGCCCAGGACGCUGCAGUGAACUUGAAUGGGGUAGGUGCUGUAUAGUCCUGUUCUGCACUUCCAUGCAUACGUUUCUUUCUAUACGCCCGUGUUGUCUCUCAUGCUUUUUUUCUCUACUCCGUUCGAAUUUCUGUCGGACUCUUGUUACAGUAUGCGACAUAUUGAUCCCCUGAGUUGUUUCUCACUCUCUUCGCUGAGACUUCUUCUUUACUCUUAUAUGAUUCCCCGAGGAAAUGAUAUCGCAUGAACGUCACGUUGUAUGUGUGCUACAUUAGUGUGGUAUGAUAUAUGGAAAUGAAAGUACG
Molecule: messenger RNA, 1268 nt
Organism: Stereum hirsutum FP-91666 SS1
Lineage: Eukaryota; Fungi; Basidiomycota; Agaricomycetes; Russulales; Stereaceae
Exons: 7
Coding region: 40-960 (306 amino acids)
Source: RefSeq, a predicted model, not a curated record